GCUCGGCUGUCCCCGCAGAAAGAGCACAAUCAUUUUCUAUCGUUUCUUCUCAUCCAAACACUUUUUCUUUCCUUCUUUCUUCUGUAAGAAAACAGAAAAGGAAGCCAAAUCCUUUCACUUUCCAAAAUUCUGUCUAUUUCUCUCCUUUUUAACUUUUUUCUUUCUCUUUAAUGACAUUCCCAGAAAUUUCAUUAUGUUUGCUUUAAAGUGAAGCAAUAAUUUUCACUAAUAAAAAAAAAACCCACAGUUUUGAACAAAAAAAUCCACAGUAAAGAAACUACUCCCAUAAAACCUUCAUCUUUAGGACCAUUUGAUUUAUUCUUAUGUUCUCUUUAAUUUAUUUUAUCACGCAGAAAAUUUUAACAUGUCGAUGAGAUUAAGGGACAGAACUUCGAGUCAAGCCAAACGACACAACCAUAAGCAACAAACGACGACGACGGCGGCGGCGGCGGCGGCGAUGCCUAGUUACUGCAAUGAAACGCUGACGUGUCCCUUCGGGGAGUUGGCAACGAAUUUAUCAGAAUCGGAGCUCCGAGAGACGGCUUAUGAGAUUCUGGUUGGAGCUUGUCGGAGUUCGGGCGGGAAACCUUUGACUUUCAUAUCGCAGUCGGAGAGGAAUUCGGAAAGGACGCCGACGCCGACGGUGACGUCGACGGCGUCGUUGCAAAGGUCGUUGACGUCGACGGCGGCGAGUAAAGUGAAGAAGGCUUUAGGGUUGAAAUCUUCUCGGAGGAGGAAAAUGAGUGGUGAGUCGGACUCGGAUCGAUUCAAAAAGGCGGUUACGAUUGGAGAGCUGUUGAGGGUUCAGAUGGGAGUUUCAGAGCAAACAGAUUCCAGGGUCAGAAGAGCUCUCUUGAGAGUUGCUGCUGCUCAGCUUGGAAGACGGAUAGAGUCAAUAGUGUUGCCACUUGAGAUGUUGCAGCAACCCAAGCUUUCGGAUUUUCCAAAUCAGGGAGAAUAUGAAGCUUGGCAGAGGAGAAAUCUGAAGCUUCUUGAAGCUGGACUUCUUUUGCAUCCUCUUUUGCCCUUAGACAAGACCAAUACUGCUCCAGAGCAAUUACGACAGAUCAUCCGUGGGGCCUUGGAGAAACCCUUGGAGACUGGAAAAAACAAUGAAUCCAUGCAAUCCCUUCGGAGCAUAGUUUUAUCUCUUGCUUGUAGAAAUUUUGAUGGGUCUGUUUCUGAGACCAGCCACUGGGCAGAUGGAUUCCCAUUGAAUCUAAGAAUUUAUCAAAUGCUUUUAGAAGCUUGUUUUGAUGUUAAUGAUGAAAAGUCUGUUAUUGAAGAGGUCGAUGAGGUUCUAGAACUCAUAAAAAAGACAUGGGUAGUCCUUGGAAUGAACCAGAUGCUGCAUAAUCUUUGUUUCUUGUGGAUAUUGUUUAACCGUUAUGUGACAACUGGUCAAGUGGAAGGUGAUCUGUUGUUCGCUGCCAAUAAUCUGUUGAUGGAGGUUGAAAAGGAUGCAAAGGCAAUGAAAGAUCCAGAUUAUUCCAAGAUAUUGAGUUCUACUUUGAGUGCAAUUUUAGGUUGGGCUGAGAAAAGGCUUCUUGCCUACCACAAUUAUUUUCAUAGUGAUAACACUGAGUCAGUGGAAUGUGUUUUUUCUAUGGGGGUUCUAUCAGCAAAGAUAAUGGUAGAAGAUAUCUCGCAUGAAUAUCAUAGAAAAAGAAAGGAAAUUGAUGUGGCUCAUGAGAGAGUUGAUACAUACAUAAGAUCAUCACUGCGUGCUGCUUUUGUUCAGAUAAUGGAGAAGGUGAAGUCUAGCAAGCGGUCAUCUAAGAACCAGCAAAAUCAGCUUCCUUUCCUUUCCAUCCUGGCACAGGAUGUCAGUACACUGGCUUUUAGUGAGAAGGCAAUAUUUAGUCCAAUAUUAAAGAGGUGGCAUCCUCUUGCAGCUGGUGUAGCUGUAGCCACUCUUCAUUCCUGCUAUGGGAAUGAGCUGAAGCAAUUUGUUUCUGGCAUUGGUGAAUUGACACCAGAUAUACUACAGGUGCUGAGAGCUGCUGACAAAUUGGAGAAAGAUCUGGUGCAAAUUGCAGUCGAAAAUUCAGUGGACAGUGAGGAUGGCGGAAAGUCAAUCAUUAGGGAGAUGCCUCCUUAUGAAGCUGAAUCUGUAAUUUCCAAUCUGGUGAAAUCAUGGAUAAAGACUAGAUUAGACAGACUGAAGGAAUGGGUUGACAGGAAUCUGCAACAAGAGGUAUGGGAUCCACGAGCAAAUAAAGAGCACUUUGCUCCCUCUGCUGUUGAAGUUUUGCGAAUUGUAGAUGAAGCCUUAGAAGCAUUCUUUUUGUUACCAAUAUCUAUGCAUGCUACGUUGCUUCCUGAUUUAACCAUCGGUAUUGACAGAUGUCUUCAACAUUAUAUAUCAAAGGCAAAGUCUGGCUGUGGGACCCAAAGUACUUUUGUGCCCUCAAUGCCUGCUUUGACUAGAUGUUCAACAUGCUCAAAGUUUCCUGGUGUAUCGAAGAAAAAGGAAAAGCUUCAAAAGGCGCAGAGUAGAAAAUCUCAGGUUGGGACUACAACUGGAAAGGGCUCUUUUGGGAUACCUCAGCUAUGCUGUCGUAUUAAUACUCUGCAACAUAUUCGAACAGAGAUGGAUGUCUUGGCAAAAAGGGCAAUUGCCCAUCUUAGAAAUUCUGAAUCCACUCAUGCGGACGAUAUUGCCAAAGGGAUGGGGAAAGCAUUUGAACUUUCAGUUGCUGCUUGUGUGGAAGGGAUCCAGCAACUGUGUGAGGCAACUGCAUAUAAGGUCAUCUUCCAUGAUCUAAGUCAUGUCCUUUGGGAUGGCUUGUAUGUUGGGGAAGUUUCAUCCUCUAGGAUUGAACCUUUUCUUCAGGAGCUUGAGCACUAUUUGGAGGUCAUUUCAUUAACCGUGCAUGACAGAGUCAGAACACGAGUUAUUACUGAAGUGAUGAAAGCUUCUUUUGAUGGUCUCCUGCUGGUUUUACUUGCUGGAGGCCCUUCUCGUGCUUUCAGUCUGCAAGAUUCUGAAACAAUAGAAGAGGACUUUAAGUGCUUGACUGAUUUAUUUUGGUCCAAUGGUGAUGGCCUUCCAGCUGAUUUAAUAGAAAAGUUUUCAACCACAGUUAAAGCCAUCCUCCCAUUAUUUCAUACUGAUACUGACAGCUUGAUUGAGCAAUUCAAAUAUAUGACUCUAGAGAGUUACGGUUCUGCUAAAUCCAAGCUUCCAUUGCCACCAACUUCCGGUCAGUGGAGUCCAACUGAGCCAAAUACACUCUUGCGAGUUUUGUGUCAUCGGAGUGAUGAGGCAGCAGCUAAGUUCCUUAAGAAGACUUACAACUUGCCAAAGAAGCUCUAAAAAUUUUCUAAUGAAAGGGACAAUCAUUAUUGCAUUUCUUAGGUAAAACUGCUUGGGGUGAUUCAUGUAGCUUCCCAAGUUUGUCGAGUAAUAGGCAUUAAAGCCUCAGUACAAUACCUAUGAUGGGGAUGUUUGUUAGAGAAGUUAUACCUCCUGUGUAUAGUAAUCUUGCUGGCUGGAUUCUAUUUGUUUGAGACCUUAACCUGGUGUGGAAACCUCAUAAGAAUAAUGGAUAUGCUCCUUGGUCAACAGUUAAAGUCUGACUUCUGGGAUGGGUAAGGAUGCUGGUUUUUCAACAUCAUCACUAUCUGCUUCACAUGGAGUUGGAGAUGAAACAUUACAAGGCAUUUGAUGAAAAAGCAGUGUGAGGAUCUUCACCAAUUUUUUUUUUUUUUUAUAAAUAUAAUAUUACUUUUCUUUUUCUGACCAUUUGUAAUAUUAUUCCCCCACAAGUAAAAACCAGAAUUGCAAGAUAAAAGUAUAAAGGUCUGAUAACUUAUUGAGAAAAUUGGAAAGGGUUUCUGUUCUCAAUGAAUUGGCACUUGUAUUUAUUUUUUUGUGACGAUUGUUUAACACCGUGUGUAAGGAAAAUCGUGUU
This is a messenger RNA of Durio zibethinus, 3917 nucleotides long. RefSeq names its product protein unc-13 homolog. Lineage: Eukaryota; Viridiplantae; Streptophyta; Magnoliopsida; Malvales; Malvaceae. The record is from RefSeq and is a predicted model, not a curated record.